AUGGAUAAUGAAUUGGUUCUAGAUACGAACAUUAUCCCAGUAAUCACUAUCGAUGCCGGUAGCCCAAUUAUAGGGAGGCCUCCAACUAAUUCAUUAAGUUUAGAAAAUUUUAAAACAUCGUGUAAUAAAGUUGGUAGUAAAGAAAGUCGUGAAUCAGAUAAAUCAAUUUUAAGUGAAGCUUCACAUAAGGUGUUCGAAAAAAUUUCAGACUCCUGGUCAGCUUUAAGUAAAUCAAUUAGGGGUUCAUUAGAGAUUGGGGGUAAUAAUGAUGAAAAUGAAUUGGAAAGAGGAAAAUCACUCGUUGAGUACGAUAUCGACGUUAUGGCCUUGUCCCCGGGCAAUAAAUUUAUAACGACUUGGAGUUCGACGGACGGAAUCCUUGCAGUUUUUCCAAUCGAUAGUCAAAAUGGACCGAUUAAUUCAAUAUUCAGUAUCAGAACUUCGUAUAACCAGACGACCGCAUCGAAUGAUCAAUACAAAGUUUAUAUUUCAGUCUCUGAAGAUGGUCAAUAUGUUGCAAUAUCAAAUAUGAAAAUAUUGGAAGACAAUCAAAAAGAUUCGCCGAAUAUGGAUGAUGCGAUUUCAAUAGAUUCAAACUCUGUGAAUACACAAUCAUCAUUCGUGGUUUACUCAAUAAAUCAUCAUAAAGAACAAUGUAAUACAAAAUUAGGUAAUUUAGAUACAAUGGAUAUUUCAGGUCCUUUAAUAUUUGUAAAUAAUCAAAGAUUAGUUUGUUUUACUAAAAAUGAGAUGCAUUUAUAUUCUACAAAAAGUUGGAGGUUAAAUUACAGUAUUGACAUCUCGGCUUUAAUUCAUUCUUGUCCAAGAUAUUCUGAUUCUAGUAACGAAUUUUUGAUGCACAUUUAUGAUGCCUUGAUCGAAAGUUUGAAAUUUGGUUAUUUAAUUUGGGCUGAAAAUCGAUCAGGACUUUCGGUUUGGGAUACAGAUGGAAUGUUAAAACAAUGGUUUUAUGUUGAGGCAAGAAAUAUUUCAAAUUCAAGAAACUUAUUCGCCAUCUCUCCCAAUGGUAAUCUCGAACAGAAAGAUAAACCUGGGGCGUCAUCAAGUUCGCUAAGUAUAUUUCACACUCCAACGGCAUUAACGAUUUCCGAAUUCGAAGUUAAUAGGACUACUUUCCAUAUUUCGUUCUUGUCCAAAAUUGAUCAUAUAAUCGUUUGUUCGAAAGAAGGGGAAGGGGUUUGCGUGCAAUUGUGGGAUUGUUGGGCCGGAAGAUUGGUUUUCGAAGAAACAUUCCUUAACCUUAAACAUGACAAACCACUAUUGUUUCUUGGGGAUAAAUUUGUUCAAUCAGUUGGCAAUGAAUUAUGUACCUUUUCAUUAAUUCCAAAUCACCCAUCAGUUACAAUGGAAGCAUUAACUAAAACAUCAUUUCGUGGUUGCAAAUCAAGUGAGAAUGGUUUAUUAAUCACUAUAAGCUUUGAGCAAGGAUCAAAGUGUAUUAUAUGUUGGGGUCGAAUUUUUAAUAGUGAUAACGUUUUGCAGUGCGAGUUUAAAUUUGAGCCAUGGAAUUGGAAUAAUUGGUCUAAUAAAGGGAUAUUUGUUCGUUGGUUAGACCCUGAGGGAAAGAGAUUCGUCCUGGUUGGAAAUGAAAGUGUACAAAUUUACAAGACGAAACCUAAAGGACAAUAUUUAAAGUUGGAAUUACAAUAUAUAUGGGUCACCAAAUCUUGUAUAAAAUCUGUAAUUUUGGAAACGGUCCAAGACGAAAAUGAUUCAAGUAAACCACCCGAGCAUACAAUGCUUCAUGUACAAUUUACAAAUAACGAAAUGACAUCCUUACCUAUACCAAAUGAGGAUGAUAAAUUAACGCACAGGAUAGUGUCUGAUGCGUUAGCUGCGGUACAUUUUCUUCGACUAAUAUUUGCGCCUAAUAUACAGCACUUUAAUCAAUUGACAAUCAGGAAUCAAUUGAAGAAGCUUAUAGAUUCUUCGGUCAUACAAUUUCCUUCAGCUUUUAACAAAUGUUAUUGGAAUGAUACCGAAUUUUACCCCAUGGAAGACUUCAUAUUGUUUGGUUGGGAUGAUUUGGUAAAAAGUAUCCUUGAAAAUGACCGAUAUAUUCCUCUUUUUCAUGACAAAGAUCAUUCCGAAAGCGCUUUAUUAUUAUUAAUAGAGCUUCAAAAAUCAGAGUUGGUUGAACAAAUGGUUAAUUAUAUCAUUAAAAAUUUAAAGCAACGCCAUGUCGCAGUACGCAAUCGUUCGAGUUCUACGAAUCUCGAUAAAAAACUUGUUCAAAAACCUGGGUUCGCUUGGACCUUAGGAAAAUCUUUAUUGGAAUUAUAUCAGUAUUAUCCCGACAAAGGAAUUUUCGUUAUGAAAGAAUCAAGUUACUUUACAGUUUCUUUAGAGGCUCCCGCGAGAAUUUUACAAACAAAUUUAUCGUUCGGGGAAGAAAGAAGUUGGCAUAAAGAAUUAAAAGCUGUAGCACGCAUAGCUCGAUUGCCAAAAGGAAUUGGUUUUAUUAAUGAUAAAAACAAAAGAACAAUAAUUAAUAAAUGGUUUAGGCCAUCAAAUCUUAGCAAUAAAACACGUCAUUAUACAGGAGCUCUAAUUUAUUAUCCAAAAGAAACGCACUAUCCAGAUAAGAAACAAGAUAUGAACAAAGGAAUUUCUAUUCAGCUAAAGCAACGUAAACAACGUUUAAUAGACGUGAAAAAAACCCAUCCCGCAAAAUUAUGUGUUGUUCCCUUGCCAGAUUUUUGUGUCUAUCCUAGUUUGUGUGAAAAAGGUAGUUCAUCUUUAUUUGAUAUGAUGUAUCGAUUUUUCUACGUUUAUUUUGCUCCGGCACAAAGAAGUCCGUUCGCCGAGGUGGCGUUAAAUGGGCCGGCUGAGAUGUUUAGUGAAGUUGCCAUGGAAGCUAUAAUAAAAUUUAAGUGGGAAAAAUUUGCGAAACGCCUAUAUUUAUGGCAGUUCUCAUUUUAUAUAAUCUUCGGAAUUAUAUUCUGUCUGACAGUUUCAAUUGAAUCUAAAAUUGAGCCACGAAGUAGAAAUUCAAAUAGCGAAUUUACAGUCACAGCGAUUAUUUCAAUGAUGUUUUUGUUGCAAGAAAUAAGACAAAUGUCCUGUGGAUUUAAAAAUUAUUGGACAAGUUUUUUUAAUUAUGUUGAUUUGGCGAGCUAUUGUUUACCUCUUGCAACUUCUUUAAUGCUCCUAAUGAAACAAGAACCGCCAACAUGGUUGAUAAGUUUUGCGGUUUUAUGUAUAUGGCUUAAUGGGUUGUUGAAAUCAAGAGCAUUCGAGGCAACUGGGAAAUUCAUCGCAAUCGUGAUUGUAAUUGGUAAACGGAUCAAAACAUUAUUGAUGACCUUAUUCAUUAUAGUGCUUGGAUUUGCAAAUGCAUUGUACAUCCUUUUACGUGAUAAGAAUCCUGCGGAUCUUGUUCCAACAUUUAGUGGGACAGUAACAGAUAGUUCGGGAAAUUCUGCAGAGAUAAAACUGAAUCAAAUACCCGAUGAUAAUGCUAAUAUGUGGCAAAGAUUUGAUUCUUCAGUUUUAGCUACUUAUUUUUUUCUAGGUAUUGGAUGGGAUAGCGUAUUGGGUUUUGAACCAGAUUGGUCCUUGUAUGCCUUGAUGAUUUUAUUCAGUCUCGUAACUGUAAUCAUGCUUUUGAACAUUCUUAUCGGUUUAAUUACCGAGGUAUUCAGUGGUUCGCUCCAAGUAGGACGACAAGCAUGGUUACGUCAACGAGCAGAAUUAAUAGCGGAACUUGAAAUCUUAAUGCUCUCACCCUCGCAACGUCAAUAUCCGGAUUGGUUCCCUCAUUUAAUAUAUUAUGAAGCUCAUGUAGAUUCUAUAAAAAAUUGGAAAAGAAAACUAGAGUUGGAGGAAAUGGGUGAAUUGGAUGUUGAUUUUGUUAAAAGAGAAUUGAAAAGUGUUAAAGAUGAUUUAAAUAAUGAGUUAAAGGAACUAAAAGGAAUGGUCGGACAAAUUAGAAUUUUUAUAAUUGGUUCAAAAGGUGAUAACGAUUCCGGAAGCAGAUCAUUAUAA
This is a messenger RNA of Funneliformis mosseae, 4008 nucleotides long. The record is from the annotation of a GenBank genome assembly. Lineage: Eukaryota; Fungi; Glomeromycota; Glomeromycetes; Glomerales; Glomeraceae.